Molecule: messenger RNA, 1792 nt
Organism: Vitrella brassicaformis
Lineage: Eukaryota; Vitrellaceae
Source: the annotation of a GenBank genome assembly
CUACUCCCUUCGGCUGCAUUCAUUGCAGAAGGCCAAAGCAUUUCUCACUGCAGAAGAAGGCCAAAUCGUUCGGAAAGAGCGAGAAAUGAAGUCGCCCUUGGAGCGUCCGACAAGAGGCAGGACGAACACCCUCUUCUGGCUGAGGCAGAUGAUCAAGAAGCCACACGGCGCCGCUCUCUCCCUCUCCACCGACACAUUAGAUGCAGCCCGCCUCUCCCUCGAGCAACGAGAAUACAUGUACAGACAGGGACUAUGCGCAGCACACAAUGUGUUCAUCGGGGUCUCUGUGCUGAUCAGAUACGACGAGUGGAUAGGUGACAUCAACAAGUACCUGACGUGUGUGGCGUGCUUCGCCUAUGCCAUCAUGGGCCUCAUCACCAUUGUCGUCAUAUCCGUGCACUGGUCAGCCACACACUGAGUCUCAAUGAAGCAUGGAUGGCUGGCUCUUCGGAGACGCGAGUGGCGUGUGUCCAUCCAUUUGUUCACGAAUCAAUCCAUCAGGAUGGACGGGGAGACGUUUGUAAUGCGUUGGUGUCUGCUGUUUCGUGUGUUUGCGUACGCCACCCUCAUCGUGUCGUCGGUGCUGUCCCUCAACGACCGCGAGCCCUCCCACCCGGGGUACUACCUGCCGUGGCACGCCGUCUUGUUCAUCGUCGUGGUCACCAUCGUGAGCAGCUCCCGAUAUGGGGCCCACCCGCUGAUGCAUGCGUAAGCAAGCGGGGCUUGUGGGCGGCGGGAAAGGCAUGCUUGGUGCUGCAUGCCCCUGUGUCGUACGUCUGUGUGUGUGGGCAGUUAUGGCUUGGUGACUGUUCUGGUGGAUGCCAUUCUUAUCGCCUUCACGGUGAGCGCAGCAGCGAUAUGGGCACUUACAUCUGUCUCUCAUUGGCUCACUUGUGUGUGUUGCCCAGGAUUGGCGGCUGAGGCUUUGCCUGGCAAUCGUCCGCAGGUAUGCUGCACACAUUUCUUUGUCCAUCCAUCGCCUUGGUGUCUUGUAUCGGUUGUGCCUCCAGAAAGCUCAAUCUCGGCGAGAUCACACAGUAAGCGAACUCUCUUGUGUGGCCGGCCAUUCAUGCAUGUCUGUCUGUCUGUCUGUCUCACGGCUGGUUCCACGAUCGACGGAGGCACGUGUGUGUGUUUUCAUGGCUGUCUGUCUCCGUGUGUGUGUGCAGGUUGCACCUGCUGUCGUGGAAGUACCUGGCCUUCAUCCCCUCAAUCGAGCUCAUUGACGUGUCCGCUCGACGGCUCCUGUGGCAGGACGCUGUGGUACGCACAUGUCCGUCCCGUCCAUCUACACGCGCACGCACUAAGGGCUCUCUGUUCGUCUAUCGCAGGCCUUUGACGAGCUCCGAGACGUCGGUGGCAUGAGGUCAGAGGCGGCCUUUGCCGACCAGGCUCGCGAGGAACGUAGGAUGAGCGCCGCAUACGAGGCCCCACUAGCCUCCCCUUCAUCAGCAGCAGACUCCCCCAGGCCCAAGAAGGGCUCGUCCAUCCAGUGGGUCGACCAGGCUAGGGGGAGCAAGGGUGAUGAUAUCAUUGGUGAAGGUGGCAUCGGCAGGCCGCGGACACAGGUGACGAUGCACAAGGGGUGGCUGUUCAGCGAUUAUUUGUUGGAAGAAGAGGUAGAACCGCCGCAACGUGGCGGGGUGGCCGUGAUGGGGCAGUCUGUGCAGAGACAGAGAAGCUUCUAGGCCGGAAGCUUGAUGUGCGGCCUCACUCUGAGUGCCACGGAUUCUUUCUUCCAUGCCUGACUGCACUGCGUGCCGUGCGUAUGUUCCGUGUGGCAUUGUGGAUG